AUGGGUGGUACUCUUGACCUGGAGAAGCAGCUAUGCUUCUAUAGCUCUUAUCACCAGAAUCCAGUCAAUGUGGGGAUACAUAUGCUAUGCAUCCCAAUGAUCCUUUUCUCAUUCAUCCUCCUUCUCACCAACUCCCCCACGAUCAUUCCCUUGCCAGAAUGGGCCACGAUCACGAACCUCGACCUUAAUUUGGGCACCAUAAUGGCUCUCUAUUACUCCAUCUUCUACAUCCUCCUCGAACCAGUGGCCGGUUCCAUGAUAACGCCUAUCCUUCUUGCCGGAACCGCAUACUCCAAGCACCUUACAACCGUGGCUGCGUACCCAGCAAACCAGAUUGCCUUUGGCGUUUUCAUCUUCUCCUGGAUCGCUCAGUUUGUCGGCCAUGGCGCAUUUGAAGGUCGCGCUCCGGCCCUCUUUGAGAACCUCCAUAUGGCACUUGUCACAGCCCCAUUUUUCGAAUGGAUCGAACUCCUUUUCAAGCUUGGAUACAGGCCCGAGCUGGAGGCAAGAAUGAGAAAGAGUGUCGCUGAAGAAACUGCGAAAGUCAAGGCGGCUAAGGCUGCUGGGAAGAACGGGAAGGCACAGUAG
This is a messenger RNA of Pseudogymnoascus verrucosus, 588 nucleotides long. RefSeq lists its product as uncharacterized. Gene Ontology annotation, biological process: sphingoid catabolic process. The transcript is spliced from 3 exons. The record is from RefSeq and is a predicted model, not a curated record. Lineage: Eukaryota; Fungi; Ascomycota; Leotiomycetes; Thelebolales; Thelebolaceae. Bases 1 to 588 code for a protein of 195 amino acids. Gene Ontology annotation, cellular component: endoplasmic reticulum.